This is a messenger RNA of Centruroides sculpturatus (bark scorpion), 423 nucleotides long. RefSeq lists its product as uncharacterized. The transcript has a single exon. The record is from RefSeq and is a predicted model, not a curated record. Gene Ontology annotation, molecular function: zinc ion binding; nucleic acid binding. Bases 1 to 423 code for a protein of 140 amino acids. Lineage: Eukaryota; Metazoa; Arthropoda; Arachnida; Scorpiones; Buthidae.
AUGUGGUGUGAUAUAUCUGAAAUUGAUCUGAUGUCUGAGGAUGAAUCAGAUAUCCAGAUUGGUCUUUCAGAUCAAGGUGUUACUACUGUUCGACGCAUCUCCAUUCGUCAAGAUGGCAAGUUAAUUCCUACUAAACACUUAAUUAUAACUUUUAACAAACCAACUUUGCCAUCUGCUAUCACAGCAGGUUAUCUGCACUGCCCACUUCAUCUGUAUGUUCCAAAUCCACUGCAUUGCUUCAAAUGCCAGCGAUUUGGACAUUCACAAACAUCCUACCGUGGGAAAAUCAUGUGCGCACAGUGUGGAACUGAAGGUCAUGAGAGUGCCGAGUGCACCAAUUCUCCAUGCUGUGUGAAUUGUAAAUAUGCCCAUCCUGCCUACUCAAGGAAAUGCCCUGCAUGGCAGAGAGAUAAGGAGAUUUAA